This is a messenger RNA of Prunus armeniaca (apricot), 417 nucleotides long. The record is from the annotation of a GenBank genome assembly. Lineage: Eukaryota; Viridiplantae; Streptophyta; Magnoliopsida; Rosales; Rosaceae.
AUGACCAAUCACCUCAGACCUCUGUUCAUAACAACAAACUUUGGGGGUGUUCCUAUUCCCAAAGUGAUGGUAGAUGAAGACACCACUUCUACCACUUACAAUGCGCUGCUUGGCAGAGACUGGAUCCACCAGAGUCUAUGUGUCUCUUCCACUCUACAUCAGCAAUUAGCCCUUUGGUAUGAAGAAGGUUUCAUGAAAAUAGUAGAGGCCGAUCCACGACCAUUUUUGCCUUUUGUCAUGUGUUUUGAGGCCAGGUAUUAUCAUGAUGAUCUUGGUCCUUUCACUUUCUUUGGAGUCAACCAAAACGGCCGCCCCCAUGGUGUCACGGCCCAGAGACUCAUUGAAGAUGGUCUAGCCAAUUCUCUCGGGGACUGGAAUAGACCUUUUGUUCUGAACCUCCAGAACUCUGAUGUUUAG